This is a messenger RNA of Rhopilema esculentum, 4035 nucleotides long. Its product is annotated as F-box only protein 30. NCBI's taxonomy places the organism in Eukaryota, Metazoa, Cnidaria, Scyphozoa, Rhizostomeae, Rhizostomatidae. The record is from RefSeq and is a predicted model, not a curated record. Gene Ontology annotation, molecular function: zinc ion binding; ubiquitin protein ligase activity; protein binding.
CACUUAUAUAACUGUAUUUUCAUUGUAUAUAUGAAGUAUUGACCUUGACACAGUUUGAUGAUGCGUAACGUAAGUGUGCCUGUCCAAAAGCCCUUGCAAAUACAAAUUUGCUUGACUAACUGUACCAAAAAAGCAGGCCCCCCAUUUUUUCUAGCUUACCCAAAUAUUUGACACUAGAUGUUGGCAACUUUGGACACUACCUUCUCAUACCACUAAACUAUCCAUUUUCUUUUUGCUGACUUGACUUGGACUCUUUCUGCUUCUUCUAUUACUCAUACCUGUGCACUUUGAGUUAUUUAAAGAGUCCACUAUUAUCUUGUAUUGGUUCCCAAGUACUUUUUUGCAAUUACCCUGUCUUCUUUCAUAACUGAAAUCAAGAAACUUGAUCUUAAAUUUAGCCUUUUACAAAGGCCUUCGUAAAGGUCUUCAAGGGCGUAGCAGAUGCUAACAACUGUUUAGGAAGGCUUGGUAUGGAUCUUGCCUGGAUACUUUUGCUUCAUCUACCCGAAUGGAGCCUGAAAUGUGAUAAAAUUAGACUGAAUAGGGGCUUUAGCCCUUCCAGUCCCUUCGUAACCUACGCUUAUGCAAUCCCCGGGCGUCUUCCUAACAUUUUUAGGUACCCACGGGAACCCUUUAAUUGCCAUUUACAAGGCAUAAGCCUUGGCCGUGCCACUCCACUUUCUAGCCCCUCCACAGGUUAUGUUACUGGAAAUACUGAUAAGUUUCCAAGGUAGUUGGGGGGUCCGAAAACAUCCAAUUUGAUCGUAGCUCUUUCCUUAACACUUCAAAUAAAUAGUUACAGGCAUGCUAAAAUUAACAAAUAACGAACAGGUCAGAGAAUAUUCUGAUGAUGACUGUCGCACCUUAACGGAAGUCUAUUAAGGAAUUUCUACUGUUGGGGGUUUAAUGGAAAAUUACCUUUUCUUACUGUGACGCAAAUGAAAGCAGAAAUGAGAACGAAAAAGGGCAAUUCUGCACCCUUGAUGAUAAUGGGUGGUGCCGAAAAUAGAUAUGUACACAAGCAAAACAACUCAAUUAAUUAAAACUGUUUUGUACAAAAUACCCUGCACCUUAGCGUAGUAUGACCGAUAGAUAAAAGGGCUUAAGGUGGGGGGGUGCCAAAGCCCUUUGGAAAAAAAUCCGUUUCGAAAACAGGGAGUCACCCUCUUUGUCAGGAAAUGUGAUUCAAAGGAAAAACGGCACUGGCAGAAUGCAAAUCGAAAACAGCUUUACAGGAAUGUUGUUGUUGCUGUAAAAUCUGCAUUAUCUUUAUAUUUUUACAGAAAAUUAUUUUCUUGCGAGUUCUCACCAAUUUUUCACACAUCAGUUGUUGUUAACUAUAGAAAAUAUUGCUAAAUGCUUGUUUUUGACCACAAUGGUGUUUCGCUAUUGAUGAUAAACAUCGGAUCGACGAAAUCACGCGUUGUAUUUAGCAGAUGUGCAACAGGAAGGAUUAGGCCUACUGCAAAUAAAGAAGCUUCAAAAGAAUGAAGUAACCUAUCACCUGUAGAUUGACUUUUCGUGAUGGAAGAAGGAGUUCUUGUCUAUGAUUACAGUGACAUUUUGCACCUGCAUUGCCAGACAUGUUAUCAAAAACUUUGUCCAGAACAGCAGAAUUGCACCCAAGCAAGGUGCCUUUAUUGUGACAUACAGAUGCAUAGCUGUAAAAUAGAUGACCACGAGACAAUCUGUGCAAUGAUGCCUAGGCCAUGCCCAAAUGCUUAUUACGGCUGCUCCAGCAAAGUUCCAACGCAUGAGGUCGCAAAGCACCUGGAUACUUGCCCAGCCAAUGUGGUCCAAUGUGCCAUGGAAUGGAAUCGGUAUCCUCUUUACUCAAGGGAAAAAUUCACUCUCACAAACCUAUAUAGUUUUGCUGAAAAUAAAUUUAAGCAGGCGAUUGAGCACUGGAUUCCUUUCCCUGAAAUAAACCCUCCAAAAAUAAAAGGACAACUCGACAUUGAAUUUGCUUUGAGCGAUCAAAGGAAAUUAGCAAUGGAAAAGAAGAAGAAAAUGAUGAUAGGGAGAUGGAAGGUGUCAAGACGACGUGAGGUAAAUAAGAUAGAUCAAGGCCGUAUAGACCAGUUGGCGAGCUUGUUUGCGUCUAAAAACAAUUUUGUCACUAACGGCCCCGCUCUUGUUGAUUCUGUAUUAGGUUCCGAACAAUAUAGAGAGGAAUCUUCAGUGGCCAACAGCAAUGAAAAUGCGAAUAAAGAAGCGGGGCCUGAACAAAAUAUUUUGGAUAAGCCAUGUUCAGACGAUCGAACUUACACACGGGAAACUCCAGUCCAAGUAAAUUUGCCAUCCAAAGUUUCAUUGGAAAAGCUAAAAGAAGAAAAAGAAAAGUAUAUAGAAGAAAAAUUGAAUAGCACUAUAAAAGAAAGUAAAUCAGAUGAUUUGGAAUUUAACGGUUCCUGGAAGUCUAAUCACAGGAGACCGAUAUUCGAGGAAACUGAUUUAGUUGGUAAAGGAUCAGAAAAGACGCUGCCAGAAAUCGAUGAUAAUAAUGAAGUAGAGCUUGUGUUCAGUGUAGAUGUACAGUCAGCGGAUUUCCAUUCCGAGAAAGAAGCGAUUUUGAUAUGUAAUGCCAAAAGUGAAGUACCGAAUCUUCCCCGACGUUAUUUGGAGCAUUUGGAGAACGCACGAACGGAAGGUCUGGGUUUGAAUGUUGUGAUUGAAACAAUUCCAAAGUUUCAAAGUACCUACCCUAUGUAUAGCAUUCCAUGCCAAGUUAGUCUCAGACGAGAUCAGUAUUGUUCACAUUUUAAAAAUGUUCAUGAUGAUAUUCAUGGUGGCUUGAACUACUGGACGCAGCAUCGUUGCCCCCUGGCCCAAUACGGUUGUACAUACAUAAGAAACCGACUAAGGCCAGGUAGCAAGGAGGCUUCUGUUGUCUUUGAUCACGAUAUAGAUAAUUUUGGUAUAAGACCAACGAAAGUGCUUAAUUGCGGAAAACAGGAGACUGGUAAUGAGUUUGCAUUGUUGUGCCUGCCAGUUGAACUGAUUGAGAAAAUAGCGAUGUAUCUUGAUAGUUUCAGUAUCAACCAGUUUUCGAAGAGUUGUAGAACCGCACGUGAAGUUUGUCGUAGUUUGCUUCAACAGAGAGGUAUAGUUGUUUUCGACUGGGAACGAGGAUAUUACCCUGAUGGUUCAGUAACUUGGCGUGUUCGUCGAAAGCGUUGGUUUUUCACACCGGCUUUCUCAAAGAUUGAUACGUGGUGCUUCACUGAUGAACCUCCUAUUGGUGAACAUUUGAAGAAGUGCCAGUUCUACAACAAAGUGUUGAGGAAAAAAGUGCUUAAACUCCCGAUUGCUGAUCCAGGAAAGAUCAAGCUGAAAAGUGAUUGGAGGGUUAGUCCUGUUGAUGCCGAAGACUGAGAAUUCUAGCUAAAAUUUUGAUAUUAAAAUGUGUUUGUAGACGAAAUCUCUACUGUGGAUGUAAUGGCAUGGCUAACAGGCUACCGUUUCGAACUUUAGCAACGAUUUUGGCUUAAUUGCAUGAAAAUUUAGUAUCCGAAAAUUAUGUUUUCGUAAAAAGAUUGAAAUUUUUCCACUUGCUUAGUUGGUAUUGUAUUCGUGCAUUACACGAUGCGGUUAUUUGGAGCUGAAAGCCGACAUCUGCUUGACUAUUCAUUAGCUGCGGUCCUAAAAGCCGGCCUUCAUUUCUCAGGAAUUAGGUCUUACGCAUGGGACCCAUUGGAAGUUUGCUCGAAGACAAUGAAAUAUAUUCUCGAAUCCCAAAAAGACCUGACGAAAAUACCUGCAACGGGGACCGGGGGCAGGGGGCAUGACCCCGCUCAUUUUUUGCAGAAUGCUUCCAGCUCACCUUUGUCUGUGUUACCUGUUAGCCCUUCUGUUUGGAUGCAGCAGCGAUUUUUGAUAGUUUUUUAUGCAUUUUUCUAUUAUUUAAUAAAAUAGUAAUCUUUAAUGUGAGUUACGGGACGAAAUUUUUUCGGAGAUCCAAAAAUGACUUUUAGUUCUUAGAAUUAAAUUUUGUGGCUAAUAUAUGGAUUUUUGCACAUGUAAUAAAAUGGGACA